AUGAAUCAACGAACAACUGCUGCAGUUCGAAGACAAGCCGAAUAUACAACACCAUCCGAAGUGGUAACUGGAGUAAGACAAGGGGCAGUGACAGGAGCCUUCCUGUUCAACUUCGCUAUCGACGACAUCAUACAAAGAACAGUCGAUCAGUGUCCUGCCGAGAUCGUCUUAGCACCAUCAGGGUGCCCCUUGGCUGAUAUCGAGUACGCAAAUCUCAAAUCGUGA
Necator americanus (New World hookworm) is the source of this 225-nucleotide messenger RNA. RefSeq lists its product as uncharacterized. The transcript has a single exon. The record is from RefSeq and is a predicted model, not a curated record. Bases 1 to 225 code for a protein of 74 amino acids. Lineage: Eukaryota; Metazoa; Nematoda; Chromadorea; Rhabditida; Ancylostomatidae.